Molecule: messenger RNA, 1015 nt
Organism: Amborella trichopoda
Lineage: Eukaryota; Viridiplantae; Streptophyta; Magnoliopsida; Amborellales; Amborellaceae
Source: RefSeq, a predicted model, not a curated record
UCUCUCUCUCAAGAUGGGCCAUGCAAAACCACCCUGGUUUGCUGGUCCCCAGCACUUCUCUCUUUCCCUCUCCUUCACCCUCGCGGCCUCUCUCCUCACGGCCUCUCUCCUCGCUCUGGUUUGUUCAUGGAGGCGACCACCUCUCUCUCUCUCUCCCUCUUCUUCAUGGAGAGAAUCGGUAGCACCAAAAAAAUCCAUGGUAGCUGAGCUCUAGAGAGUAAAUUGUUACCAAAACCCCCAAGAUUCAAAGCGUUCAGAAAAUUUUUUCAUAUCCGAGGUGCAUACAAAUAAAAAGAGAAAAACUUGCGCAUUCUGUUUCUAGUUUGGUCAAAUGGACACAAAUGAUGUUCCUAAUGCCUCAUUGCAGCUGCUUCAUCAAGUCGAAAAGAGGAUCGUUCGUGUUUUAGAGCUUGCUGGUGGAGUAAUGGAGGAAUUGGCAAAUGGAACAGGUCCCAGAAUGGAAGUUCUUAAUAAUUAUUGCCGGGAGUUCAUGCAAUCCAUUAAGGAGAUUCAGAUGAUGUUGCGGCAGGAAAUUAAAAGUGCAUGUGAUUAUCGGCCAUUCGAGAAAUGCGAUUACAAUUCCAGAAUUUCAAAUGAGAUGUGUUGCAAGAAGCUCAGCAUGAUUAUAGGACGGCUGGAUGGCAUGAAACAGACUAUAGAGGAGUAUAACAAGGCAAAUUGAUUUUCGAUAAUGUCGUAUCUUCUUCUUCUCCUUACUUCUUUAUAUGUGAAUGAUAGAUCAUUACAGAGGAAUGAUAUGCCAAUCAAAAUGAUGCCCACGACAUGCAUGUUAUUUCAGUCAUGGUUAGUGGCAAUGUAUAUUUACCUAGUGCAUAUGAUAAUGCAUACAGAUUGUUUUUCCGACAAAGAAUCGAGAAACAAAAAUCUUCGAAUGCCUCGGAGGCUGAGUUUCUUUUCUUCUUCUAGUUUUCCAUUAUAGGAGGUUGGUUGUGACUAUUGGUGACAAAAAUUUUAUUUUGUCGUGUCCUGAAAUACAUGGACGUCAUCUAGAGAA